GUUAGCUUCUUGUAGUAAAUAGAGCGAGCCUCGAGCUAGAAUCUACCUUGCUCUGUAUAAACAAAUUCCAGCUCAUUGGUUUGAUGUAGCUUCGCCCCGAUCAACGAGACCAAGUCCAAACAAGUAAACACACAGCCUCCCGGUAUGCCUACUGCAAAGAGUGUGACCAUAUUGGCUCAAACUGGACCAAUGGAUGAUCACUUUCCACAGAAGACGAGACUCGCCUCGAAAGGUCGCCUGGAAACCCGCUUCGAGGGAUGCAUGCUGCGGUUACAGCUAGUUUCUCUAUAUAUCGAGAUAACCUGACAUUGGAGUACCACGCUUCUAAAGAUGUCGUGGAUUCCUCAUCGUUGCUCACUUUACAAAGCAUAUAAAGUUCUCAAAACCCGAGACUUAACUUUGUGGCUUACCUCAAAAACUUGAAGCCACUUCGUGGUGGCUCAAAAAACGAGCAGUAAAGAAAUAUCAAAGUCAAACUCCUAAUCUCUGUUUGAAAAUAUCCUCUUACUUCCUUUCUAUUUCUGGUCCUUUUGCCAGGCCCUAUCGCCUCGAUCUGGGAAAUCCCCGAGAACGACCCAGUGCCAGAACUUCUACAGGCCGGUGUUUUCGACAAAGACACCCUGCCACUUCUGCAGGCCAUUCUGUGGGCAGCUUUGCAAGCCCUGGCUCUCGCUGCAGUUGGAAAUAUGACAAGGGGACCGAAUCGGCCUAUUUAUGUCGAGACCGCGCCAGUAGACGAUCCGCUACGCAUAGAUCCACCAGACGGGACCCCGAACGCUCAAGGCAAAGAAAAAGGAAAACAGGCAAAUCUUGCUGUCAGCCUUCCUCAGAACUCACCCACAACGUGGUUACCACCACCGCAGCUUGAAAACGAAGAAUUGAAUGACGGCGAACACUUCCUCGUCGAUUACCCCGUGCCAGAAACCCUUUCCUCGUACCCACCCGCGCUCAAAGGUAUACCAGAUACCAUCCGCACGGUUGUACGAUCAUCGAUAGACGCAGUCUUUGAACGAGCCCGUUCAGAGAAAGAGGCGGCUGUGGCAUUGGCCCAGCGUGUGGCCCAAGACACGGCGAGACAGGAGGAAGAGGAACAGGCAACAGAAAAUCAACAAAUGACAGAAGAAAAUGAACUACCCGCGGAGAGUUUGACAACGGCGGUGGUCGUUUCGCCUGCUUCUCGCGUGGAGGAUCAAUCACUACCAAGCGAGGCUCAAACCGAGCCAGAACGACCAAAACUCAAGCCAUCCCGGGCCUGGCGUCGCAGGGUAUUCUCUCAUCGCCACUUGGAGCGGUAUAUAUCUCAGACCGGCGAAAAGAAUAAGAACCACGAAACUCCAGGAUCGCCCAGUGCUUUUACCAGGCUCACAUUCAAAACCCUCAACCGUCCCUCAGACGGCACCAAGGAAUCCAGAGAAGAGAUAGAAUGCACCGCCUGUCUCGAACCCACUAAAAGAGCCGACUCGGUAAAAGCCGCCAUAUGCAACCACACCUACUGCAAACCCUGCUUCGAGCAGCUCGUCCUCACCGGCCUCCAAACCGAAGCCCAAUUCCCCCCAAAAUGCUGCCUCAACCCCAUCCCCUGCCGCACCAUCACAAAGUACACCUCACGAUCAACCCGAAAACUCUACAACGAAAAAUCUACCGAAUACGCAACCACCGACAGAAUCUACUGCCCUAUCCCCAACUGCGGCCGAUGGCACGACAAAACCACCAUCAUCACCCCCCAAACAGGCACCACCACCACCCCCUACCUCAAGUGCACCAAAGGCCACAAAAUGUGUCCCACCUGCCACCAAAAAGCCCACAAAAAAACCGAAUACUGCCCCCAAGACCCAGACUACCUCCGCACCAAAGCCUUCAUCCAAGAGUCCGGCUGGCAAAAAUGCCACCGCUGCAAACGCGUCGUAGAGCACGUGUCCGGAUGUAGACACAUGACCUGCCCCUGCGGCGGCCAGUUCUGCUACGUCUGCGGCGCCAGGUGGAAGACUUGCUUCUGCACAGACAGACAGGUAGACGUGAUGAAAUCAAAAGCCGCCGCGCGCCGGCAUGAGAAACAACAGCAACAACAGAGCGAACCUGCCAGCAGCAGCCAAGCUUCACAACCCACCACCACCCCAGCUGAUGAAUCAACACUCGCGAGACUGACCCAAAUAUCCGAGCACUCCUCACUUCUCACCUUUAUCAUGACCUCGAUAACGGACCACCAAUCUGACAUUUUAAUCACGUCUCACUCCCGCGAAACAUCCCAGCUCGUCAAGUCCCAUGCCCUUCGCCGUCGCAGCUUGAAUCUAAACCAAUCCACCGCCCUCGCCCGCAUGCAAAACUCCCACAUUGCAGGUGUUGCCUCCCUUCAAAAGAAACACGAAGGCGUCGAAAGGGAGUUUUCUCUCAAAGUAGGGGAAUUCCCCUCUGACUCUAUCCCAGACGCAGGGAAAUCACCAGAGGAGACGAAACUCCAGACUGGAUACAUCACCCUAAACCAAAAAGUGAGAUCAACACAAAACAGAGAGAUGGGGAUGUUAAAACUGGAGCAAAUUGUGGAAAAGGGGGAAAAGGAGAGGGAAUUAAUGAGGAAGAAGGAAAAACUUGAGCAGGAAUUAGGACAAGAGGCUAGGGAGCUGAGACGGAGGCAGGUUAUGGAGGCAGAGUGGGGGAGGUUGGUUUGGGAGGAGAGGGCGAGGAUUUUGAGGGAGAUGGAGGAGAGGGAGAGGGAGGUUGUUAUUUUAGAGGGGGGAGGAGAGUAGCUGAUGAGAGGUGAAGUGGUGAUGGUGGCAUGUGAAGUUGAUGUGGUCCGUGCGACGAGCGUCUAAGUGUAAGUCGAGGAACAAGGGGGGGGAUGUGAAAAACCCCGCCCACCAAUCAGCAUAAAUAUUUGAGAUGGGAAGCUCUUAUCUUAUCUUUGGAACCAUUUGGGUACGUCAUUGCCUGGGGCGUUCUUGGAGAAGGGAAAUACCCCGUGGCUGGAGGUUUGGGAAGCUGGAUAGCGAGUUGGGUUGGUAGAAUGAGAUAAGGAACAUAUAGGUAUAUAAAGAAACAUAACCUCUCA
Molecule: messenger RNA, 3046 nt
Organism: Podospora bellae-mahoneyi
Lineage: Eukaryota; Fungi; Ascomycota; Sordariomycetes; Sordariales; Podosporaceae
Exons: 2
Coding region: 687-2744 (685 amino acids)
Biological process (GO): positive regulation of proteasomal ubiquitin-dependent protein catabolic process; ubiquitin-dependent protein catabolic process; protein polyubiquitination
Cellular component (GO): ubiquitin ligase complex; cytoplasm
Molecular function (GO): ubiquitin protein ligase activity; ubiquitin conjugating enzyme binding
Source: RefSeq, a predicted model, not a curated record